Cuscuta campestris is the source of this 1093-nucleotide messenger RNA. The record is from the annotation of a GenBank genome assembly. NCBI's taxonomy places the organism in Eukaryota, Viridiplantae, Streptophyta, Magnoliopsida, Solanales, Convolvulaceae.
UCACACUCAAACUCCUCUCUCUCUUCACUUUCUCUCUCUAAAUUUCCUACCAAAGUUUUUUUUCCUUCUAUCUUUCUAUAUAUGGCUUUGGAGGCCCUGAAAGCGCAGCCGGUGGCGUCGAAGAUACACGCGCCGCCGCCUCCACCGAUCCUCCGGGAGGUCGACGUUAACAGUUUCAAGAAACGGCGUUCCAAGCGCCCCCGCGCGGAGAGCCCGCAGCCCCAUCAGAGCGAGGAGGAGUAUCUCGCUUUGUGCCUCGUCAUGCUCUCCGGCGGUGGCGCCACCCGAUCUGCGACGGCGGCGGCCGCCCAAGAACAGUCUUACAGAUGCAGCGUGUGCGAUAAGGCGUUCCCUUCCUACCAAGCGCUCGGCGGGCACAAGGCCAGCCACCGCAAGCACGCCGCCGCGAGCUCCGACGAGAACAACCCGUCGACGUCGGCGGCCGCCGGAACGAACGCCCUGUCCGCUGCUCUGUACUACCCCGCCUCCGGUAAGCCGCACGAGUGCUCCAUCUGCCACCGGUCCUUUCCUACCGGCCAAGCUCUCGGAGGCCACAAGCGCCGCCACUACGAAGGAAAACUCGGCGGCGGCGGUGGUGGAAGUAAAGACGGCGGCAGAAGCAGCAGCGUCAACACAUCUUCGGAAGGCGCCAUCGUCUCCAGCCGCGUCCCGCUGGAAUUCGACCUGAACGAACUGCCUCCUUCGCCGGGAUUAGAACUUCGCCUCAGCGUUGACUUCGCCGGCGAAAGUCAGCCGGUCGCCGGCGACCACGAAGUAGAAAGUCCAAUCCCAGUCAAGGCACCGCGUUUAUCCUCGUUUCGAGACGAACCAAAUAAUAAUUGAACAAAAUUCAAUUCAUCAUUGGGAUUUCUAAUUAGUCCCAUUUGAUUAUUAAUUUCUCAUAAACUAUUAUUAAUAAUUUAAUUACUGUCACAGAUAAUUUCAAAAUUUGAUCUUUCAUGUACAGAUCAAAAAGUAGCAUAUAUGAAGAUGUUUUGAACUAUUUUUACCAUGCAGUAAUUAAUUCUUUGAUUCAAUAGAAUUCGAUUCAUCUUAAUUACUCUAUUAUUGCUAAUAAGGAUUAUGUAUAAUU